CCAAUCAAUGUCACCGUGGACUAGAGCCGCCAUUCGUUGUCACGUGAAGGGUAUCAAGUCCUCACUGACAAUCAUAACUCCUGCACCGACAUAGCACAUGUGGCCUGGACUCCUGCUCCUGCUGCUCUCAGGGGCCCUGACCCUGACCGAGACCUGGGCCGGCCUGACCAAGAUCCCAGGACACGCGUCCUCCCCGCGCCCAGUGCCCCAUACCCUGAGAUAUUGCAGCACCGCCAUGUAUGGACCGAACGUGUGGCAGUACCGGUACACCGUCGUCGGCUACGUGGACGACACGGAGAUCAUGGGGCUCGACAGCGAUGCCCAGAACCCAAGGCUGGAGCCGCGGGUGACCUGGAUGCAGCAGCCGUGGGUGGAACAAGAGAAUCCAGAUUUUUGGGAGGAACAGACGCAGGUCUUCAAGCACUAUGAAGACGUAUGGAAAGAGAAGAUGGACCUGCGUGGCUACGCCUUCAUCAGCGAAGUCGAGUUCUACACCUGGCAGGAAAACACUGGCUGCGUCCUGGGGUCCGACGGACGCUUCCUCCGAGGGUACAGUCAGUUCGCCUACGAGGGCGCCGACUACUACGCCCUGAACGAGAACCUGAGUUCCUGGACCACCGCCGACACGGCCCCCUGGAUCGAUAGGAACAGAUUGCUGCGAGUCCCUGAUGCGGACAGCGUGAGGACCUUCCUGGAGAGCAAGUGCGUGCGCUGGCUCCGCCUGUUCCUGGAGAAGGAGGAGACCCUGCUCCGAGCAGACCCUCCAAAGACACAUGUGACCCACCACCCCAUCUCUGACCACGAGGUCACCCUGAGGUGCUGGGCCCUGGGCUUCUACCCUGCGGACAUCACCCUGACCUGGCAGCUUGAAGGGGAGGACCUGACCCAGGACAUGGAGCUUGUGGACACCAGGCCUGCUGGGGACGGGACCUUCCAGAAGUGGGCAGCUGUGGUUGUGCCCCCUGGAGAGGAGCACAGAUACACGUGCCAUGUGCAGCACCAGGGGCUGCCCGAGCCCCUGACCCUGAGAUGGGACCCCCCUUCUCAGACCACCAUCAUCAUUGUGGGCGUCGCUGCUGCCCUGGGUCUUCUUGGAGCUGGGACUGCUGGAGUUAUGCUGUGGAGGAGGAAGUGCUCAGACAGAGGCAGGAAGAGCUACGCUCAGGCUGCCUACAGCAAAAGGGCCCAGGGCUCUGAUGUGUCUCCUACAGCUCCUAAGGCAUGACAGAGCUGCCUUGUCCGGGUUUGAUGCUAAAUAGCCAUUGCAGCCUCCCCUUGGGACUUUAAGGAUCCCUGUCUGCUAUUUCCACAACAAGUAUCUGAACAUGUCUGUAUUAUAUUAAAUUUAGCUAUAUAUAUAUAUAUAUAUAUAUAUAUAUAUAUAUGAAUUAAACAGAAGUGAUUUAGAUUAAAAGCUCCAAGGUGCAUUGUUUCUGGUAGGUGUUAUUCUAUCUACACCUUUACCUGUUUGUUAAGCUGUUCUAAGUCACUUUAAAUUCAUAAACUUUACCAUGAGGUGUGGAGACAACCCAGGAGGGACAGACUGUGUGACACGUGACAAGGGGACAUCACGGCUCCCCAGUGAUGUUCCCUGUGACCACCCGUGCUCCAUGCACCAUUCAGGGUUUCUUCCCAUACAUUCAAAUGUACCUUCUGGACCCUGGCUGUGGCUGGUUUAGUCCCCUGAUUCUAAAUGAGUGCUGCUUUGUAGCUUAGGAGUUUUGCCACGCUUCCAGGCCCCCCUGGUAUAGACCUCAGGGGUGUCCCUGUGAGCAUCAGAGAGCUGACCAAUGAGAAAGUGAGGAACACCUGCUUAAGGCAGGAAUUGUUCCAUUGUCCACUGUCCUUAACCCACUGCAGACACUGCUCUCAUUCUGCGGACGCUGAGUCCUGGAAGGUCAUGGCCAAGGAGACGAAGUCCUUAGUGGCUUCCUCUGAGAGUUCCUCCCCAACAGAGAGCCCUCAGGCCACAGGAUCAGUCUGGCUACUCAACUGAGAACAGAAUCAGGAGACAAGGGACCAGCGAGGCAGGAGGGAAAGGUGUGGGGAAGCUCCCAUGGUUCCAGGCUGCAGGUGCUGGGUGUUCUGAUGGGGCUGUGAGUGGUGGAAACAGUGGGAAGGGACUGGACACUGAAGGCAUUUGGUAGAUUUCACAGCAUUUCCUAAUGAUUAAAUCUGGGGUGUGAGAAAGGAGUCAAGGAUGGUACCCCACAUUUGUAUUCUGCCAGCAGAAAGAUGGGAUUAUAUCAGCAGAGAUGGGUAGACUCUGUAGGAGCAUGUGUGGGGACGGGGGUGGUAUUUCAAAUGUUCAGCUGAAGAGAAGGUCAAGGUGAGAUGUGUGAUAGACACACCAGUGAGGUGUCAGGUUGGUCAGAUGAGUGUGGGGACGUUGAGGAGAAAUGUCUGGGCUGGAGACACAGACGUGGAGGUGAUGCUACGAGAAUGACAUUUAAAUCUGUGAGUGUGGAUCAGGCCACCAAGGGAGCCAGGACUGUAGAGGAAUGGACAAGGACCAGACACUGCACCCACCUGUCGUCACCGUGGGGACGUUCAUCCUGGUGACUCCCCAGGUUGGUGGUGGCCAGGUCUCCCCAUUACACAUUCAUGAUUUGGUGUUUGUCAUUCAUCAGUAAUUUACAGGGAGAUACUCUGAGAUUGUCUGCUGUGCUCUUCACCACUUCUACACUCACCCUCCUUAGCCCCUCUCAUACCUUCCACCCAAGUCAGUGAAAAUAUGACAGUUGUCCUGUAUCAGCCCUGGACACUUAUGAGUAGGGUGUGAAGUACAGCACAUGGAAAGUAGGAAGUAAUAUUGUUCUGACUUUGUUUGGUGUCCAAUGGGUACUAGACUUUUCGGGGAGAUUGCUUAAUAAGCUAUGUAAAUGUGUAAUCAUGGAGUUUCAUGGAGGAAAGUAAUAUAACAUUGUAUCUUGGCUGUAGUUAAAAAAUAAAAAAUCUCAUGGACACGG
Messenger RNA from Phyllostomus hastatus (greater spear-nosed bat), 2969 nucleotides. Its product is annotated as class I histocompatibility antigen, B alpha chain-like. Lineage: Eukaryota; Metazoa; Chordata; Mammalia; Chiroptera; Phyllostomidae. The transcript is spliced from 8 exons. Bases 98 to 1225 code for a protein of 375 amino acids. Gene Ontology annotation, molecular function: peptide antigen binding; signaling receptor binding. Gene Ontology annotation, biological process: antigen processing and presentation of endogenous peptide antigen via MHC class Ib; positive regulation of T cell mediated cytotoxicity; antigen processing and presentation of endogenous peptide antigen via MHC class I via ER pathway, TAP-independent. The record is from RefSeq and is a predicted model, not a curated record. Gene Ontology annotation, cellular component: external side of plasma membrane.